This is a messenger RNA of Sphaeramia orbicularis (orbiculate cardinalfish), 5420 nucleotides long. RefSeq names its product proline rich 14 (gene prr14). The coding region runs from base 158 to 3868 and encodes 1236 amino acids. The transcript has 11 exons. Lineage: Eukaryota; Metazoa; Chordata; Actinopteri; Kurtiformes; Apogonidae. The record is from RefSeq and is a predicted model, not a curated record.
CUGCCAGUGGGGCGCCGUCCGGCAUGUCUUGUUUAUGGUGAGGGCGGAAUACUCUCCAGCGGCCAAGCUUAGCGAUUCAGAAAAAAACCCCACCCAUCCCACAAAUUAGCGAAAGGAAGACAGACAAGGAGAGACAGACAGAGAGAGAGAGCCAGGGAUGUUGACUUAUCCCUCUGACUCACUCCCUCAGAUAGUUUGUCCAAUGGAUGAAGAUGCUAUUCCCCCAAACCCUUUUUGUAGUGCACCCCCCCACAGUGAACCUCCACCACCCGUCCUCCCCUUUUCCUCCGUCACUCCCAGCCGAGUAAAUGAUGGAAUAUCGGGCAACAGGAGGAGCGGUCGCAUACAAGGGAUUCAAAGUCAAACUCCGAAAAAGCAGAGCAACACAGACAGCAGAGCAGCUCAGAAACCGUCCAGACAGAAUCAGUCCCCCCACAAGAGACCAAGAGACACCAUGGUCCAAGUGUCACAAUCCAAGCAGCCCAGAGUUGAACGCACACAUGGGCCGGAGGAACAAAACGAGGAUGGACUUGAUUUCAGUGUUGCGUCAGAGUACCAUAAGAAGAAAAAGCUGCAGAACGCCCCACUGGAGGAACCAAAUAUCUCUGCUGAAGCAAAUGUAGUUGAGGAGUUUGCUGAAAAUACCUCUGACAUGAGGACUUGCAUAGGAUUGACUGUGGGACAUGCUGUUGAAAGUACGUCUAAGCCGAAGGGAUGGGUGAUCGGCCCGUUGUUUCAGUCAUUCAAGUCAAAGAUGGCCAGUUUUACAGAGAUUGUCAUGAGUCCCGUUAAACUCUUCAAAGCUAAUAGUCCUCUGCCAUCUCUGGACUAUUCACACAACGUCACUGAGUAUGAACCAAGUGCUGACAGAGAGUUUCGAGUUGAGAACCCUGAACAAGGCGAUAUGUUGGAAUUAGGACAAAGCAAUGAUGAUUAUCAGGACGCUAAAACACAUCAAUCAAGCCUCAGUGAUGUAGAGAGCAACAACAAAACUGUUGUUCCUACACAUUCCAGAAGGUUAGAGUUUAACAUGAACAGCUCUGAUCAGGUGGACAAAUUUGCUGUAACGUAUAAUGAAAAAAGCUUAUGUGAUUCUGUGCCUUUGCAACCCAGCCUAGAUUCAAAGGAAACCUCACAAUCUGGUACUGCAUCUUCCUCACUGUCAAGGCCUCCCAUCUGUCAAAGUGCCUCACAUGCAUCCAAGUUGAAAGUGUCAGGCGUCGGUGAGGACCAGAAAGGCAAUCCGGCUACUCAGCCAAAACCACUGCCCAGAAAACACCCGGGAAAAAGGUGCGAAUUAAAUAAGACUCCUGCAUCUGGUGUCAAAAUCAAAUUGGAGAAGCUUCCUCAGAUGAACUCAGUCAAAGCCAAUUCAGCUGUAACUGACAACAGCCAUUAUAGUCCGCCUGACACAGACUGUUUACAGCACCCUGACGACGGCUGCAUCGGUCCAACCUGGAAGCCCAGUUUGGACACUCAGCCGAACACCGAGACUCCUUCAGCUACUGGUCUUAGGAGACCGAAGAGGGGGCUAAAUCUGAACUGUCAUUCCCAAGAGUUGACAAAGAGGAAAAGAGUGACUGCAGACUCAGAGGAGACAAAAAACCAACAGGACUUAGCAACUCUGGAUUCAGAUAGCAGCAUAUUGAAAAGGCCAAAAUCACAAAGAAAGGAUGCAGCCUCGAUAAAUACCACCGUAGAAGGUGAAGGGACACUAAAAACUGGUAGGAAGACGGGUUUAACAAGGGCUAAUAGAAAAUGCAAAGGCGGACAAGAAAUGCUUGUUAAGUUACACGAAGUGUUGCACAAACAGGCUGAAAGUAAACCUGAUACUGAGCGGGAUUGUUCAGAUAAAAGCACUGAUGAUGUAGAUAGCAACCAAAAGGGCAGCAGCAUAAAGGCUAAACCCAGCAGUUCUUCCAAAAGGCCCAAGAAAAGAACCAGUGUUGGUAAAGUGAACGCAAGCACCGAUAACGGAAUGGAUCUAGAAACCACUUUGGCAAUCACUUCUACCAGUCAAACCCAGCAGGAGCCCCUAACACAAGUCUUUCUUCAUCCCUCCGACGUAAAGCAGCUACAGUACAAAAGCAAAGCAACACUUAAACGGAAAGCAAAAACCCAGAGUCCAGCUACAGAAUUAGACAUAACGGUUUCUACCUCAUCAGUUCUAUCAGAGACUUUAGGAGACUCGUCCACAAAUUCAGACUCCUCUCACCGGGUUGAAAGAGAGGAGAGCGGUAAACCAGGACUGAAGACCAAGCUGUCCAAAAGACCCAAAAAAGAGUGUAAAGGUCCUGUUACAUCUUCUCAGGCAGCUGAGAUAAAGCAAUGCAUCAGUAAUGUGACGACCAAAGACAGUCAGGCUGAAGAUGCCAGAGGUAAAAACUCAGUGGAGCCUGUUUAUUUUGAAAUGACGCCGUCUGAAAGUAACGGUCAACCUGAACUGAACUGUCACCAACAAAUUAAUGGGACAGAAAAGUUUGCUAGUUGUCACACAGAGAUGUUAAACGUUGAAACCAACCACAAUAGCAGCGUUGCCGUCUCCAGGAAAAGGUCGAGCACGAGGAGGGUGAGGAGAACAGAUACCCAGAGGAGACGGUGCCGGGUUCUGCACAGUUGGACACAUCACACUGACAACGUGAAGAACUCCGUCACCAUGGAGGAUGCAGACCUGGCUUUGGCAGUGACAGACUCCUCCGGAAAAAACUUUUCAAACCGCUUGUUGCGCAGCUACUCCUGUCCAGAAAUCCCCUCUCUCCGUCUCCAUGACACGCCGUGGAUUAUGCAUUCACCUCAGCCCAGCAGGACCCACACGACACACCAGCACCAGUCCACUCACAGUCCCUUCGUCGCUCAUUUUCACAAAUCGUCGCGGCGUGCUCGUCGACACACCGUCUGCAGUGUGGAGGUGGAGAGAGAGAUUGCCCCUCUGUGCCUCCGUAAGGAGGUUUAUCCGUCCAGGAGAUCCGCCUCGUACGACGGCGGCUCCCAGCACCUGUCCCCGAGUCUCGCGCUAUCUCCCAGCUCUUCCCUCACCGCUCUGGCAUCUUGUUUCCUCUCAAGCCCCUUGGCUUUCCUCUCUAAGAAAUCUGACAGCAGAGGAGUUGUUAGCAGCCCACUCACAUCCAGUCAUGUUUCUUCUCCCACCUCCUCUUCCUUUGCGUCCCCGCUGAGCUCUGCGGCACGCCACCUUCCAGGAUUUCAUCCAAGAACUGACACCUCUGGAGCUUCCUCAGACUCUAGUAUCAGUGGAAAUCCUUUGGACUGUGAGAUUGAGAGACGACCACAGAGUGAAGAAGAGGAGGAGGACGAUGGAGAGGACACGAGCUCCUCCAGCCAGGAGUUUGAAGACGUUGGUUUGAGAGAAGAAAAAGCACUGUCUGACUCGGAAAUCAAGGUGGUUAAAAAGGAUGAGGAGCGGGGGAAGGUGUCGUCCAUAAGAAUUCGAAAAACUUUACCCAAACCUCAGAACAACCUCACACCCAUGGGUUUACCCAAACCCAUCAGGGUGAAAAAGAAGGAGUUUAGUUUGGAAGAAAUUUAUACAAACAAGAAUUUCAGUAAACCCCCGGAAAGUCGACUGGAGACCAUCUUCGAGGUGCCGCUGAGCCGACGGAACGGUUCCGAGUCUUGGUUCGGUCAACGGCGCGUCAAGAGGUUUAUGGAGUUCCUGGAGGUGGGCGAGGUCAGAAAGCCAAAGAAACCACUCGUCGGUGUCGGGAAAGCGGGAAAUUCAACGUCCAGGACGAGACGAGGCGUGUCCCCUAAAGACGAGCCGUCCCUCAGUGUGCAGGACGUGGACUCACUGCUCUGUUCCAAACUGGACCAGCUGAACCUGUGGCUGAUCCACGACCAGACCCAGAGCUGACGGACUGAAGCACACUGGAACGCAUACGACUGUACAGAGUAAUUAAUCCUGCACAUACGUUUUCUAGUGUUCUAACAUCGCACAUGAGUUUUUAAAUUUUUUUUUUAAUCGGUAAAUAUGUGUUUAAUUAUUGGAUUCUGUAGCGUUUGUAUCCUGCAGGUUGAAAAAACACAUCACAGCACCAUAAACCAUAACACAGCAUUAUAUGUGACUUUUUUUUACGCAUUACUGCAAACCUCUACCGUCCAUAUUUCCAUUAGUGAAUAAUCAUCAGCGUCCUUUAUUUAAACACCCCUGUAGUCUCACUGAAUGUUUUUUUUUUUUUCCCCCACAUUUGUCCAGUUCUAUAAACCCCUAUAACCACUGAGACGGUGCCGUUUUGUUACAGUGACUUACCCAUUCUCUUUCUAAAUGAUAAUGCAGAAUUUGUCUGGUUUCUGCUGUUUCUCAUUUAAAAGGAAGGAAGAAGUGUAUUAGAUAUAUAUAUAUAUAUAUGUAUAUGUAUGAGUAGUACUUUGCAGCUUCGUUGUAAGUUAUUUUGUAAAGGCAGCUAUUUUUAAUAAAUGCUGAAAGAACUGUUAAACACGCCGGUGAGAGAUUAGAGCGAACAACCAAGUAUCUGUCCAUGAAGUUUCUGUCCGGUUCAGAGCGUCUGCAGGUAGCGUCCACUUAGAAACUCAUUCGAUGCAGCUCAGGGCAGACCCUGUUUGUUGUGUUUCGUGGAAUUUAAUGGUUAAAGAGUUUUUUUUUUUGCUGUAUAAAAUGUAACAUGGAAAUGGUAAAAACAAAAAAAAAAACAACCCAGAGAGCAUUUGUAAUCCAGACUAGUGUUCAUAUUUGUACUCUCUCUGGAUUGUUUUGUAGUUUAUUAUUCUACGUAUUAUUAUAAAAAUUUCAAAUGCAGCUGUUUUGCGAGACUUCCCGUGUAUACUUUUGUCAUGCCUUUUGCCAAAUUUUAAUGCCUUAACUGUAAGAUUUUUCUGUUGAAAUGGACGUGUUUUUUUUUUGUUUUGUUUUUUUUUUUGUAGGCGUGUUUGUAGCCGUUGCUGUUUUUAAUGAGGGUAUGUCAAGAUGCUUCAAGAACGAGCACAAAACCUUUCUGUUUCUCUUUAUUAUAAAACUGUUUCAACGUUUGUAUAAAAGUACAGCAUACUUAUGUUUGACAUUAAUAAAAGGUAAAAAUGGUAACAAUGCAAUAACGCCAAGAAAAUAACGGCACAAGAGCAGGAACGUCCUAAUGAUGUGAUGAAACUAGGCCAUGAUCACUGCCGUUGAACUCCAGUACAGACCCAAUCCUUGAAUGUUUCGUUCCUUCUGUUUUAUUUCAGAAGAAGUAGUUUAUUCAAUUUAAUCAAUUCUGAAACUAUAUAAUGUAUAAUAUUCAGAUUAAGUAGUUUUUCCUUUGACUGAAAACAAGGAUUAGGUCUUUACUUGUUUAUGACAAUUCUAAUAUAUAAUGUAUACGUGUCGUCUCAAACUAUAGUUAAUGCUGGAUUUUAUAUGGUUGUUAGAUUUGUUAAUAUGUUGUUAAAUAAAUAUAGUGUAUACAUCA